Molecule: messenger RNA, 1350 nt
Organism: Daphnia magna
Lineage: Eukaryota; Metazoa; Arthropoda; Branchiopoda; Diplostraca; Daphniidae
Exons: 6
Coding region: 230-1060 (276 amino acids)
Source: RefSeq, a predicted model, not a curated record
AUAUACCGUUCAAAAGUUAUCUUAAGUUCUUUCUGUGCAACACUCUCCAACUGCCUGAGAACUAGUAGAAGAAAUUAGGAAAUGAUGGAAAUUUUGAAAGUUAUGAGAACAGCUGUCGUCGAUACCAAACAGCUACAGUGUAUGAGGCUACCGGUGCGGAAAUCUGAAAGAACUUAACAUCUGGAUGCGGGCGUAUAGCAUUUGAUUGUGCUUGGGCAACACUUGGGUCAUGCCCAGGGCAUUAGACAUUCAGAUCAAACUCGCUAGGAAUCACCAUACAAAUCAUUCAACGUCCUGGCUCGGUGUUGUUGGGAUAGAUUCUUGCCACAUGAAGCGUGAUCUCUUCAAUCCCCUAUUAACCAUGAAGUACUCGUUCAUCAUCCACGCAUUGCAGGUCAUUAACAUUUGCUUGCUUCCGUUGGCAAGCACAUCGAGGAUAUCUAAGCAGCUAUUGCUGCUUCCCCAUCAAGCCCCUUAUUAUCCAUCGACGGAUACGCAAUACCCAACAAUGCAGCAGCCAGUAGGACCAUUUUUUGGCUAUUUCCCAAAUUUUAUGUCGCCAUGCAGUCCGUGUCCGUUAUGCCCUGCAACCCAAUCGUGCCCAGUUUCGCCCGUAACAUGUCCUUCUACCUCAAUGUGCUCCAACUCUUCUGAUACGUCAACCUCAACUACUACCCCUACCCCGAUUACAUGUCCUACUUGUCCUACCUGCGCAACACCACCACCUGCUGAAACCAUCAGAACUUGUGACUCCGGUUUGAAUUCUGCCGUCUCGGCGGCGCCCAAUGGGACCGUUCUUGUAGAUAUUGCCACAACAGGCGUCAGCUUCAUUUGCCAGUACGCCUUUGUGGCGUAUCCCCCGCAUUCUAAAAUCGCCUUGAAAUGCAAUACGUUAUCGGCAGGGGCCAGAUUUUGGGUUUCUCCUGUAAGCUUGCAAACGGAGAUGGGAGUUCUAGGCAUCGAUUACACAUCGACGGGAAGUCAUUUGAUUAUGACCGCUAAUAAUUUAUUAAACAAAAUAGGAAUGAAAUUGCAAUGUACUUGGACUGGUAUCCUCUAGCAGCAUAGUCCCACCACGGGAAAAUGACGCGUUAUUUUGCCAAUGAAAUUUGUAUUGCGUCAUGGAACAGUGUGACUGGAAUAGACCUACAAUUUACUAUUCUCCUUACUGGGCUUCCUAGAAGACCUUGAUAUUAGCCAAAUUUCUGUUGAAACAUUUGUUUCCUUUUUCUUUUUCCGUCACCCAGCCUCUUGCCAAACCGUGGCAAAAACCCUGAUAAUCACAUUCCUUUAAAACAAAAGAAUGAUAAUGUAAUACAGUUCCACUGAAUUACAGAGGCAACAAUUUUA